This is a messenger RNA of Durusdinium trenchii, 1566 nucleotides long. NCBI's taxonomy places the organism in Eukaryota, Dinophyceae, Suessiales, Symbiodiniaceae. The record is from the annotation of a GenBank genome assembly.
UCGCGUGGCCACUAGUUUACUAGUUCUGACCAAGGGUCUCACAAAACCACGAUGUCAUGCGGUGCCAGCUCUUCAGGCUGAGCCUUCUGGCCUGGUGUGCGACUGCGCAGCAGGUGCAGCAUGUGAGGAUCGGCCUGCUGGGCGAUUGUGGCUUGGUGAUCUCCUGGAGUGCACCCAGUGCGCCCAGCAGCGACUUGAAAGAGGUGCGCAUCGAGGGUCAAUCGGUCAAGAGCCAAUGGGAAUCCAACUGGCAGAACCGCACCUGGCUGGGGACGAUCCUCCCAGAUCUGAAGGAGUCCCCCGUGACGCUCCGCGUGGGCGACGCGCCUCCCCUCGCCGUGACCCGCGUGCCCUGCACGGAGGGACAUCCUCCGCGGGGGGACCCAGUGCGCUUCGCGGUGGUGGGCGACUUGGGAGUGGGGCUGAAUGGCAGCGCCGUGCUCCAAAGGAUCCACUCCGAGUACUCCGGGCGCUCGUCGAACUCCUCCGUGGCCGGUGUGCUACACUUGGGCGACCUGGCAAACAAUCUCUCCUCCCAGGAUGGUGCUAGGGCCUUGCACUUCUUGGAGAUGUUGGAACCAUCCGUGCCCUUCAUGACCUUGCCAGGCGACCGCGACACCUGGCAGAUCUAUCAGCGGCUCUUCAGGACCUCAGCGGCACCGGACCAGGGACCGUGGUACUCCUUCACUGCAGGCUCGGCCAAGGUCAUUAUGUUGUGGACAGAGGCCAUCGCCGAGGCGGACGGAGCGUGGAAGUCCCGGUGCGGGCGCCGAGCGGCAACGGAGGUGGCUGGAGGAAGAGCUUCGAAAGGCGAACACCUUGGAGGCCCGCGCGCUGCGGCCUUGGGUCAUUGUUGCUGGACACAGGAGGGGGCCGCUCUACUGCUCGGUGCUCCGGCCCACCUGCAGCAGUGAGGCGGCCAAGUUGCGGGCAGUGCUCGAACCUCUCCUGGUGAAGUACAGUGUCGACCUGUACUUGGCCUCCCAUGUGCACGCAUAUGAGAGGACGUUCCACGUGCGGAAUGGCUCUGUUUGCACCGCGAAUGGCACUGAGACGUGUGGGCCCGUCCACAUCCUCAACGGUGAUGCCGGAGAUCCCCCGUUGAAGUACGCAGACCUGCCGGCACGCUUCAGCGCCCAUCGGCAUCCGGGACAGCCAGGCUAUGGCGAGAUCACUGUGAAUGCUACGACCCUCCAGUAUCGGCAGUUGGAUGCUGUUGGCUCGGUGAAUGAUCAGCUGUUCAUGACCAAGACGGUCAUCGACUUGGGUGCUGAGGAGGAGUACUUCCUAGAGGCUGUUGGCUGGCUUGCCUUUGCCACCGCACUGGCCACUGGCACCUGCGGGUUUGUGAAGUGGGUCCAUGCUGAUGGGCUGAAGCGCCGCAAUGAGGCGAUUCGUCACCUCCGGACAGAGAUUGCGGUGCUCAGUGGACUUCCCAUCAAGGCUUAUCACGAAGCUGAAUCCCUUGUGGGAGACUCUCAUGAUGCGCAUGGACUACACUGAGUGAUCACAGAUCCUUCGCAGCCAACGAAGCUGCAAGCUGCUGCAAGAAGCCAGUAGAAGCGG